AGAGGAUCUCGGUUCAAGCCCGGGGUUCGUUACUUUUUCGUUGCACUCUGUACCCGUAACAAGAUUAAGAGAGUUAGAGAUCUCUAAAAGUUUAUGAGUGUUUAUUAGGAGGAGUGUCAUCGCAAAUUCGCAAUGCUAAGAAAAUCCUAAAAACUUACAGAAAGUUAUUGGCCGCAUGGCGGUGCUGUGAUUCGUAAGUUUCUAUAACGUCAUUCCCGCGCAUGCGUAGAUGCUUCUAACUGGGAAAAUAAAUUUUACUAUAAAAAUAAAUAAUCUCCGAUGUCCAACUUCAAAGAAUAAAUAAUUAGAAACAAGAAUACGCAAACACAUGAUUUAUUAGAAUUUUCUUUACGUAAUCAAUAUACCGAAUCGAAUUUAUCGGUUAUUGAUAUUGAUAUUUUUUCUUGGCGCUAAGUUCACUAGCCUGCCAACUUUUACAUGCUACUAGCUACAUCAUGCGUGUAUAUAAUGUACACAAUGUACAAGAUCUGUGUUUGAUUUGUCGACGACUUCAACGAUAAUUUUACUAUUCUAUAAAAUGACUAUAAACUGACUAAUGGCGCAUCUCGGCUAUCACGCACUUGCGAAGAAACGCAGUUUUAAAAACAGCUGAAAAAACGAUAAACUUUUGUAAUGUAUCCUUUAGUUUCUACGAAGACAAUGACAACUUUGAACUUUGUUGCAACAAAACGUUUUUAUUAUCAAAAACUGGAUUUUGGUGGUUUAGCUGUACUAUGUACAGGCACAAUUAAAUCAAGAUAUUCUACAAAAAUUAAAAAUUGUGAAUUUUUAUUCAAAUCUGUCAAAAAAAAUCAGCACUUACAAUUUUUUCAUCAUGGAUCAACACAGUAUGGUCAUGAAUCAUCGUCAAAAGUUGAGGAAACAGUUAAAAGUUUUAAAGAAGAGAAACAAAAACAAAAACUAGAUAAUAUUCAAAUAUCUGACAUUGUUCAAUCUUCUGACAAAGCAAUAGAGAAGAAACGAACUCUAUGGCAAAAAGUUAAAGCAGAACUUCUACAUUAUUACCAUGGCUUUAGGUUAUUGGGCUUGGACAUGAAAGUAUCAGCUAAGCUUGUUUGGAGAAUUCUUCAAGGCUACGAGUUAAGUAGAAGGGAACAUAGAUUGCUGAUUAAAACUACAGGCGACGUGUUUAGGUUAAUCCCAUUCUCUGUCUUUGUAAUUGUUCCAUUUAUGGAAUUUUUACUUCCACUCGCCGUUAAACUUUUUCCUGGACUAUUGCCAUCUACUUUUCAAACUGCCAUCGAAAAAGAAGAUAAACUUAAGCAAGCUUUAAAAGUAAAAAUAGAAAUGGCUAAAUUUUUGCAAAAAACAUUAGACGAAAUGUCUGUUCAGUCAUCAGAUCAUCGCUCUGAAAAAGCCAAAGAAUUUGCCGAAUUUUUCUAUAAACUUCGAACCACAGGAACCAUAGCAACUAAUGACGAAAUAAUGAAAUUUAGUAAACUUUUUGAAGAUGAAAUAACGUUAGAUGCUCUUUCUCGGCAGCAACUAAUCGCACUUUGUAGAGUUUUAGAUAUUCAAACAUUAGGAACAACUAAUUUUUUAAGAUUUUUAUUACGAAUGAAAUUAAGAAGUCUUGCAGCAGAUGAUCGACUUAUCGAGAAGGAAGGUAUUGAUACUUUAACUCGAACAGAAUUGCAACAAGCUUGUAGAGCUCGAGGCAUGCGAGCCUACGGUAUGUCAGAAUUAAAAUUAAGAGAACAGCUUUCCCAAUGGCUUGAUCUUAGUUUAACAAAGAAAGUGCCUCCAACAUUAUUACUUUUAUCUAGAGCUUUAAUGGUUCCAGACACUGUUUCUAUGCCCGAUAAGUUAAAGGCUACUAUUUCAGCUCUUCCGGAUUCUGUUGUUACAAGAACAAAAGGAGCCAUAGGGGAAAAGGAAGGAAAGAUAGACCAUAAGACUAACAUUGAGAUCAUCAAAAUAGAAGAAAAGAUAAUUGAAGAAGAACGACAAGAACAGAAAAAUAUUAGACAGCAAGAACUUACUAAUGUUCACCAGAAACCCCAACCACUUUUACUAAAGACUUUUUCAAAUGAUGAUGAAAUAACGAAAACUGAUGUCAAGGUACUGGAACAAGCUUUAGAUUCAAUUGGCAAGGAUAAAAAGAAAAUGUCCGUAGAAAAAGAAGAAAUCAAGGAAUUAAAAGAAGAAAUGGCUGAAUAUCAAGAAGAUAUACAAGAACUGCAUCAAUUAAAAGCAGAAGCUUCAGGUUUAGCGGACAUAGAAAAAAUUAAAGUUUCCAAGGGCGCUAACAGACUUUUUAAUAAAGUUAAUAGGAUGAUAAAUAAAAUGGAUGCAGUUUUGAUAGAACUAGAGCAGUCUGAAAAAAGAAUCAAAGAAGAAAUGAAUACGCUGUACAGUGAGAAAAAAGAUAAAUCCCAUGUCGCUGCCGAACUUGUUAAAAUUGAUGAAUUAAUUGCUGCAAUUAAACAAAUUCAAAAUGUUCCCGAUAAUCGACGAUUAUCGAGGAUAACAGAAAUUUUAGGAAAAAUCGACGAUGAUCGAGAUGGUGCAAUAAAAAUUGAAGAUGUUCUAAAGGUUGUUGAGUUAAUUGGUAAAGAAGAUAUCAAAUUAAAUAAAAAGCAAUUAAAUGAAUUGAUUGAACUUAUGGAAAAAGAAGAAGUACUCGAAGUAGAAGAUCAAAUUCAAAAAGCCCUAACAAAAGAAAACAAAGUUUUCGAAGAAGAUAAAAUAGAAGACAUAUUUGAAUCUUUUAAAAAUACCUCGACGAGUACAGUUCCGGCAUCAAUGACAAAAAAAGAAGACAAUUUCAAGGAUAAAGAAAUUAAAAAUAAUCCUAAUGAAAACAAAAAUCACGUCCAGUCAUCGCUUCUAAAAAAUACUAAUACCAUUCAUGACAAUUCCUUAUCUCCAAAUACAACACCAACACCGCAGAAAAUAAAAGGAUCCAAACAAUUAUAAUUUAUUUUAAAAAAUAUUUUACUCAUCCAAUUUCAGUCCUUCUUUAUAAAUUUACAUGAAUUUUGCAAUCAAUACAAAUGGUGAUUAUGUAUUGAGUACUAACUUAUCUUUACAAAUUUAUUUUAGUAAAUUUCGCAUUAAAAUUUAUAUGUAUAAAAAUAAAUUAUAAUUAUAAAAUACUUGUGGCAUUUAAAAAAAUCUUUAGAAAGAGGAAUAGCUUAUUUUGCACCGAAGGUAAAAAGUCGGCUGUACGCUUUCUGUAUUUAUUUAUAUGAAAUGAUAAUUAUAAAUGAAAAAUAUAGAAUAAUUUUUGUAUUAUGAAAAUAAAGGUAAGCCGUCACGGGACGGUUGGAGAUGUAAAACAUCUAAA
Messenger RNA from Nasonia vitripennis (jewel wasp), 3310 nucleotides. RefSeq names its product mitochondrial proton/calcium exchanger protein (gene Letm1). Gene Ontology annotation, biological process: intracellular monoatomic cation homeostasis. Gene Ontology annotation, molecular function: ribosome binding; calcium ion binding. The coding region runs from base 634 to 2940 and encodes 768 amino acids. The transcript has 7 exons. The record is from RefSeq and is a predicted model, not a curated record. Gene Ontology annotation, cellular component: mitochondrial inner membrane. Lineage: Eukaryota; Metazoa; Arthropoda; Insecta; Hymenoptera; Pteromalidae.